GAUAAUUAGGUCUGAAUUACUGCUUUUAAUCAGUGCAGAGAAAUCCCAUUUGGGUCUGGGAAAAGGCUCUUAUGCAGUGUGUGACGUUAAUUAUUCUUAUACAUAUUAGCUCAAAUAAAACAGAUGUUUCUAGAAAUGCAGUCUAAUAAUCCAAUUGAAUUUAAACAGCUCAAUAAUGUCAUCCUUUUCCGUAAAUGGUUUUGAAAAUGCAAAUAGAACAGCAGUUUGCCAGAUUGAACACAGACCGUGUGUCCUGUUGGUGUUGUAGGCUGGAGGUGUCAGAGACCAUUGAGGUGGGCAGCAGCCUGGGCUCACUGACCCGUGUUGACAUUGACGUCAGCAACCAGAGUGUGUCUCUCACACUUGUCGAUAACAGAUAAUCACUGCUCAAAUUCCGCCUCAAAGACGGACAGCUCCGGGUAACCAUGAUAAUGAUUUAACCAUGCAUAAUACUUGAUGUACUAUUACUAUUCGAGUGGAUGUCUUGAUAAAGUCAGGGCUCAAUUCAAUCUGUCUGCCAGGUUAGCAACACACUGAACUACGACUCUGCUGAGAUGGCCACCAAUAACUUCCAGUAUGAGGCCACCAUCUUGGCUACGGACAUAGGCACCCCUCCUCUCACAUGUCAGUUCACUUUGUGUUGUUCCCUGUGUGUGCCAUAUAUACAGUACCCCAUCAUCUAAUAUACGUGGCAGUUUACUUCGAAGUUAUAGGGUGGCAGCAUAACACUGUUUCUCUCCGUAUCCAGCCCAGGUGCUGGUCAGUGUGACCCCAGUCAAUGAACAUGAUCCAGUGUUUCAGACUGUUCUUCAGUGUCCCAGAGGGCACCAGGCCUGGUACUGCAGUGGGGACGGUGGUGGCCAGAGACACAGACUGGCCCUUUGACAACAUCCGCUACUCAAUCACUACAGGAGACACCAUGUUCACUAUUGACCCUGAGGGAGGGGAGCUGUAUCUGGGCGGAGAGCUGGACUUUGAGGAGCAGCAGGUGUAUGUAGUGGGGGGUUCAUGCUGAGGAUUAUGAGCAGGAUAUGGACCGUACCAACCGCAAGAGAAGAACAGUGGACAUCACCGUACAAGUGGAGAAUGUGAAUGAUAAUGCUCCAGUGUGUGACCCAAUCUCCUAUGAGUCCACCAUCUUCUCCACCUUCUCUAAUCAACUCCCCAUCCUCUCACUCAGCUGUGCUGAUACAGACAGCGACAGACUAACAGCUACCAUCACUAACGGUGCUGCAGUGGAACGGUUUCUGAUGACCGGGUUGAGUCUCGUCUCCAAAAACGUGUUCUCCUACGUGGUGGAUGGGGUUUAUGACCGCACCAUGUUUGAAGUCACCAUCUCUGUGUCGGAUGGCAGGCAUCACACUGAGGCUGUGGCCUACAUCUACAUAGUUCCCUGGACCACUACUGUUCCUACUACUACUACUACCACUACAGAUAAACCUUCACAGGUGGUCACAGUGAUGUCAGACUACUGGGAUCCAGAGCCUUGGUUUGUUGCUGUGGUGACGGUUACCGGCGUCCUGCUCCUGCUGGUCACAAGUCUGCUCAUCUGGUUGCCUAACUCUGGUCCUUGACAACCUCUGUUCAGUUAAUCCGCUCACUGUAGAGUUUACAAGAUCUGCUCUCCCAUGGACGCAGCAGGGUUUUCAGCGGGGUUUAGGUUAUUGUAACAGUCCAUAAUAGGAAUUGUAUGUUUAUGCCUGCAGCGUCUAUGGUUGGGGUCCAAAAGAUGAGCCUGAACCUCCAUCAAAUAGGACGUGGGUGCCAUGACAGAACCAAGUUUUGAAUUAUAAGCCAUUAUUCAUUGUUAAACCUUUUCCCACAUACUCACAACGUACUGUGUAAUGUUAUCUGAGCAGGGAAGAGAUCGGCAAAAUGAACACAGAAGUGAGUCCAAAUGGGGCCAGUGAAAAUGACCAGGCAAGUUGGAUCAAUGGUUUCCAAUUGCAUCCUGCUGAGAAUAGAUAUGUGAAACAGCAUGGGUUUACCUCUGAAUGUGUUUCUCCAAGGCCUCACUAGAUGGCACCCUCAGUCUGUCUAAAGUCAGCAUACCAGACGACCUGAUGAGGUUUGAUGGGAAGGCACAAGAUCCAGUUUCAGGGCGCAGUUACCUGUUCAACUCUUCCACUGGUGAACGGCGUUGGUUGUAGGGGACAUCCAGUCUUACCAUCAACGACCUGCACUGAUUUAUGUGCUGUUUAUACCAUCUGGAGCUGAAGAGGAUUCAUAUGAUGUGGAUUCAUAGUAGGUGGAUUCAUAGUAGGUGGAUUCAUAUUAGGUGGAUUCAUAUUAGGUGGAUUCAUAUUAUGUGGAUUCAUAUUAUGUGGAUUCAUAUUAGGUGGAUUCAUAGUAGGUGGAUUCAUAGUAGGUGCGCAAUCAGGCAUUUUAGCAUAAUUGUGAUUUCAAUUAAAGGUCGAUUUGAAGUUUGUAAGAGUGAUAUUUUAAAAGGUACUAUUUAAUACAUAAUCAUGCUGACCUGCUGUGUUGUAGGCUACUCCUUAAUUACUAUUCCUGUGUGUGUACUCAUGUAGUUCAGCAUCAACAACAGUAUACCUUAUAUAUACACAGAAGUAUGUGGACACCUCUUCAAAUGAGUAGAUGUGGCUAUUUCAGCCACACCCGUUGCUGAUUGGUGUAUAAAAUCUAGCAAAAAGCCAUGCAAUGUCCAUGGACAAAGAUUGGCAGUAGCAUGGCAUUACUGAAGAGCUAAGUGACUUUUAAUGUGGCACUGUCAUAGGAUGCCACCUUUCCAAACAAGUCAGUUCAUCAAAUGUUUCCCCUGCUAGAGCUGCUGUAAGUGCUGUAAUUGUAUAGUGGAAAUGUCCAGGAGCAACAACGGCUCAGCCGCAAAGUGGUAGACCACACAAGCUCACAGAACAGGACCGCUGAAUGCUGAAGAACGUAUAAAUAGUCAAUCCUCGGUUGAAACAUUCCUUACUGAGUUCCAAACGGCAUCUGGAAGCAACAUCAGCACAAUAACUGUUUGUCGGGAGCUUCAUGAAAUUAGUUUCCAUGGCCGAGCAGUCACACAAAAGUCUAAAAUUACCAUGCAUCGGCUGAAGUGGUGUAAAGCUCACCACAUUUAGACUCUGGAGCAGUGGAAACACGUUCUCUGGAGUGACGAUUCACUCUUCACCAUCUGGCAGUCCGACGGACAAAUCUGGGUUUGGCGGAUGCCAGGAGAACCCUACCUGCUCCAAUGCAUAGUGCCAACUGUAAAGAUUGGUGGAAGAGGAAUAAUGAUCUGGGGCUGUUUUUCAUGGUUCGGACUCGGCCCAUUAGUUAAAGUGAAGAGAAAGCUUUGCUACAGCAUAUAAUGACAUUCUAGAAGAUUCUGUGCUUCCAAAUUUGUGGCAACAGUUUGUUUCAGCAUGACAAUACCCCCAUGCACAAAGCAAGAUCCAUACAGAAAUAAUUUGUUGAGAUCAGUGUGGAAGAACUUGAUUGGCCAGCACAGAGCCCUAACCUCAACCCCAUCAAACACCUUUGGGAUGAAUAGGAACGCCGACUGUGUGUCAGGCCUAAACGCCCAACAUCAGUGCCGAACCUCACUAAUGGCUCGUGGCUGAAUGGAAGCAAGUCCCCACAGCAAUGUUCCAACAUGUAGUGGAAAGCAUUCCCAGAAGAGUGGAGGCUGUUAUAGCACCAAAGGGGGACCAACUCCAUGUUAAUGCCCAUGAUUUAUAAAUGAGAUUUUCUUUUGGUCAUGUUGUGUACGUUGUUUUGUCUAAUGUGUGGAAUAACAGUUUGUUUUGGUUUUAUUACACCAACAGCUCUAACCUGAUUUGAAUGAAAUGAUCUGUUGUGUUCUAUGAAAAACCUGUCCGUUAGUAUGUGAAAAUGACCUAAAUAAUGUGUAGGAAAACACAAGAGCAAGUAAAUCAGAUGAUCUUUAUUUGUAUUUAAAUUAAAUCAUUAUUUAAGACUUUCAAAGCAUUUUAAUAUUGACCACAAAACUAACUUUUUCCCAAUUAGAUUUAGUCUUUCCUCGAUCACUAUUUAUCGUUAAGAUGGUGUGAGAAAAAUGGAAGAGAAAUGUAGGCAUACAGUGGGUCAAACAGUACUGAUAAAAGCAUAUCUAUGAAUUGGCUGUAAACUUAAGUGAAGGCACAAACAUACUGCAAAAGACAUGGAGUUGGUAUUAUAAAAAAUAAUGUUAGGUACAUACAUACUUUAAAUCAGUUAGAAUUUGUUGCCAUUCCUUCCCCUGGUUGUGAAGGUUUUUUUGUUUUACUUUUUAAUAUUUUUAUUUAGAUUUUGUAAAAGGAAUGUUAAAAUAUUCUGUGCAGAUUACAGAGCGAAUAUAUUUGCCAUCUCGAGUCAUGCAGGAAAAAUAUGCGGUUUGGCUAUGAAUGAGGAACAUAUGUAAACAUGAUAAAAAAAAAAGCACUUCCUUUUCCCAUUCAUAAUCUCUAUCCAUGCACGUUCUUCUUUUACAAAAUAAGCUUUAUGCGAUUAAAAGUUGAAUAGAAUUUGCACUGCACAUCACAUUUCCUAAAGUAAAAUGAACGCAUUUAUAUGAAAACCUUUUCCAAUGCCUCUAAUAAUUAAAAAUAAACUAAGAAAAAAAA
Molecule: messenger RNA, 4571 nt
Organism: Oncorhynchus keta (chum salmon)
Lineage: Eukaryota; Metazoa; Chordata; Actinopteri; Salmoniformes; Salmonidae
Product: cadherin-related family member 4-like
Exons: 7
Coding region: 1032-1574 (180 amino acids)
Cellular component (GO): membrane
Molecular function (GO): calcium ion binding
Source: RefSeq, a predicted model, not a curated record